GUCGCGCGGUGUCCCGGCAGCAGCCGCUAUGGCGGCGCCCGUGGGGUACGUGCUGCUGUGCGGGCAGGCCGUGCUGCUGCUCGCCAACCUCCUACUGCUGCGGGGCGCGUCCCGCGGGCUCCCCCACAACGGCACGGACACCGAGGAGCCGGGACCGCCCGCCGCCUGGGCCUACAGUGACCCGCGGGCGCCGCUCGUGCUCUGCACGCACCUCCCCGAGGAGUUCGUCGAGUGCGAGGAUCCUGUGGACCACGGCGGGAACGCCACGGCGCAGCAGGAGCUGGGACACGGCUGCGUGAAGUUUGGCGGCCAGGCCCAUGGUGAGGUGGAGCACACACGGGUGCAGUGCCGAGCGCUGGAGGGCAUCGAGUGCGCUGAACCGAGGAGCUUCCUGCGGGGCAGCCGGCCCUGUGUCAAGUACACUGGACAUUAUUUCAUAACUACUCUGCUCUACUCCUUUUUCCUGGGUUGCUUCGGUGUGGAUCGAUUCUGCCUGGGCCACACGGGCACCGCCGUGGGGAAGCUGCUGACACUGGGAGGCCUGGGCAUCUGGUGGUUCGUGGAUCUGAUUCUCCUCAUCACUGGUGGGCUGAUGCCCAGCGACGGCAGCAACUGGUGCACCGUGUACUGAGCAGUGCCGAGCCAGCUCUGGAAGCAGUGAACAGGAGAUGGACUCCUCUGCUUCUUCUGCCGCAUCGGAGCAGAAUUCUGCCUCGCACAGCCAUGGCUUUACAGAGCUGAGGAACAGCUGUUCUGUUAAUUCCUCUGCACAAACCUUGGACAUGAAGAUGUUCAUUAUAUAUUUUGCUUGUUUAAAAUAAUCUGGAUCCUCCCAGCUUCAAGCAGUGGCUGUUUAAGUGGUGCAACAGAAGUGGUCAAAUGAAUCUUAACGAAGCCCGGAAGGAGCUGACUUCACAUGGGUUUGGUAUUAGCAGAAACCACGCAGAGACGCCAGCCGUGUACCUGGGGUUUGGGUUGUCAGACUUCACAGUUGAGCCUAACACGAAGUUAUGGAGACUCUGAGGCAAAGCGAUGAGCUCCAAUUCUACAUUAUUUAUUAAAAACCCUGCUCGCUGGCUGCAGGGAAGCUGGGUCAGAUCUAGCAGAAGCUGCAGCCUUUGGAGAACAUCGCUUCCCACUCCCUUGCAGGCUGGGAAAGCCAAGUGCAGCCAAUAAAUUGACUCUAAAGACCUCUUGGCGCUUGUGGCCGUUGCUGUCUCUCUCCCUGCCAUGCUCACACUACAGAGACAGCGUCUGUAGGACGCUGCAACCAUGCUGAAGGAGAACCUGGGUUAUUCUCAGCUGCUUUGCUGCUCCUCCUGUCCCCUGCCAUGUGCAGGAAAUGAGUGGGCUUUCCCCAACCUGCUCCAUGGUGCUGCUCGUGGCCGCAGGCCGUGUUUCUUUUCCUUGCUGCCACACAGUCGCAUCCUUUCAAACCAUGACCAUUCAGCGGCAGCCACUGGUGUUUUGAAUAACUGCUAAAUACCAGCGUCACUUAUCAGUAACUGAAGGCUCAUUUCCAGCCAGAGCUGCAGGGAAUGGACGGGAGCAUCCAGAGAGCUGGAGAAGGGGCAGAACUGCUGAGGGAGCUCCCACCUAUGUGCUGGGAACCCCUCUGGCUGCAGCCCACUGCGCGGGGUGGGGGUGGUACUGACAUGAGUGGGAGCUUUGAGCAACCAUGCACCCAGAAGAGGAAGCCCCACCAGAUGCAGUCUGAAAACUGACCAAGCUGAAUAAAAAUGGGAAAAGGAAGCUGCAGUCACAGUCAGAACUGGACACAAGUCUGUACGUGCAAAAGCCUGGUCACAUUUGAUGCAGAAUACAGCAAAUGUAUGCUCUGCUGUCAUGUAAUUCUGCAAACUGAGGGCCCUCCAGCCCUUCCCAUGUAACCGAUUCCUGCCUGCGUUACUCCUGCCUCCAACGGAGCCGCAGUGGGGUUCAGCCUGGCUGGGAAUUCUGCCCAUCCCAGUUUUGGUUUGCGGUUUAUUACAGCCACUCCUCCUCUGCAGGGAACAGAGUUUCUAUCCCAUUUAGGUCACAAAUAAUCUGAACUUGGCAGCUUCAAAUAGGUUGCAGGGCGGUGGGGUGGGGGGAGCUUCACCAUGAAACACCACAUUCCUCAGGCCAGUGGAACAACAGGGCUGCAAAUCCCAAGGAAGGGAGUGGGGGAAUUGGGCAGCGAGCCAGAAAGAAAAGAAUAAUAAAUCCUGUGUGCAAACGCUCAUAAUCAUUAACAUCUCCUGUGUCCUCACCCCAGGCAGCAGCAGGACUUCAGAUUCCUGCUGCGUGCGAGGCUGGCAUUGCCUACGCUACUCCAGUGUCCACAAGGAGCGUGCUCAGCCUGUCUGCUCUGGAAAAACUGAUGCUGAAAGCCAAAUACCCCAGUAAAAGAAGUGUUUAAACCAAAAGCUUUACGGGAUGCACUUACCCACAGAAGGACUUGAGCUGAGCAAUGGCUGGAGCUGUCUUAACACCAGCAGCAAGAAAAUCGAACUCAACUCUCAGGCUGGGAGCAUGCACAGCGCCCGGAGGCAGUUUCCACUCUGCUCUGUCCUGGUCCUCACCAAACACCGGCUCUGGGUGCAGGGGGCUGUUUCUCACCCAGACUCCAUCCCCUUGUUUUGCAGCAGUGAUGAGAUCAAACACUUUUCAAAGCAGAGCCCGGGAUGGCCCCUCACCCUCCCCUCGAUGCUUUCCCCACUGAAGCUGUCUGGGGGUGUUUUGGGGCAC
Molecule: messenger RNA, 2730 nt
Organism: Cuculus canorus (common cuckoo)
Lineage: Eukaryota; Metazoa; Chordata; Aves; Cuculiformes; Cuculidae
Gene: TM2D2
Product: TM2 domain containing 2
Exons: 4
Coding region: 29-631 (200 amino acids)
Source: RefSeq, a predicted model, not a curated record